AUGCAGGCGACCUCCGAUCUCAAUACACCCACGUCUUCUGCGGAGAGGACCCUGCCUCUAAACGGUACUCCUCGGAUGCCGCCUCCUGCUGCCGUUGCCCCUCAAGCCCAGCCCAUGGUUCUGAACGGCGUUGUCAACACAUCUCCAAACCCUAUCGUGCCACAGGCACCACCUCCGACCGUGGUUGCGCCUUCAGUGCCGUGUCCAACUCUUGUCGCCUCUCAAGGCCAAGCUGUAGCUCCGAACGGUGUUGUCACCCCUACUUCCAGCCCCAUUUCACCGCAGGCGCCGUCUCCAACUGGUAUCGCUCCUCAAGGCCAGGCCGUAGCCCUGAACACCGUUGUCACCCCCGGACGCACCCUCGCCGCGCCGCAGGUGCCGCUUCCGACCGUGGUCGCUUCUCCAGCACCUCAGACUACUGCCAUCCCUCAAGCCCAGGCCGUAGCUCCGAAUGGCAUUGUCAUCCCUACUCCCAGCCCCAUUGCAUCGCCAGUGGAACCCCCCAUUGCCGCCGCUCCUCGGACCCAGGUAAUAGCUCCGAACGGCAGCAUCGUCCCAGCUCCCAGCUCCACCCCGCCGUAUGUGCUGCCUCCGACUGCUGCCGUCCCUCAAACCAAGGCUGCAGCUCUGAACGCUGUUGUCAACCCUGCUCCCACCCCCAUCGUGUUGCAGAUGCUCCCUCCGACCGCUGCCGCCCCUCAAGCCAUGGCCGUAGCUCUCGGAGAAGGGUCGUUUGCAGAGAACGAGCAAACAGAAAAAGAAGAAGAAAACGUCAAAGACGAGCUGGAGCGAACUCACCGUACCCGAAGACCACCGAUGGCCAAGCAAGUGUCCAUGCAGUGGUUGGAUGAAGCGCAUGCGUACCUUCUUCAGGACAUUGAUGAUGAGGACUGGUGUGUCUGCCUUGGGCAUUGGGUGAACUUCGAGCACGGCGAAGCAAGAGCUCUGGAGACAACGUCUUUUCGUCUUUCAGCCAAACAUCGCCCUCCUUCAAUGAAGAAGUGGCUAGCCAACCGAAAGUAUGCCGUGAUCCCGACGAUUGACGUUAAGACGUUCGCGGAGGAGUGGCUGCGUUGGUGGAAUGAGCUACAGCCAAAGCGGCGUCAGAACCCGGAUAACGGUGUCCCAUUGGAGCUUACCGACGGCGAUCUGAAGGAUAUGACGCAUUUGAGGAAGGGAGUUAACGACCCUUCUGCCGACAUAACCUUCCAAUCCUCCGAUGGCACUCUCUUCCAGAUCCACUCUGCCGCGCUUAAGUGGACAUCCAGAGGCUUCGAAGUCCCAGAAGACCCGACGCUCGAUCAUAUGCCGAUCCCACUCCAGGAGAGCGCGGAGACGCUCGAAAUUCUCUUUCAGUUCAUUCACCCCCGCGAAGAGUCGCAGAACUUCCGCCAGCCCGACUUGAGAGCGAUGGAGCCUGGCUUGUUCUUUAGGUUCGCGGAGGCGGCAGAGAAGUAUAUCGUGUUUGGGGCGACGACGAGUUGCGUACUACAUAUGCAUCAACUUGUCAUGGAUCACCCCCUGGAGAUCCUCUGCCACGCUCAUAAGCACGGAUACCCCGAUCUUGCAGAUAAAGUCGCCAUACAUACGUUGGGCUUCCCUGACGGUGAAGCGGCGCGAAAGUUGUCUGCUCCUGGCUUGCUUAGCAAAUGGCUUAUGUAUCGCAGCCACUGGACAGAUGCUAUCUCACUGAUGCGUAGUUACUUCGAGGCGCAUGCGGGCUAUGAGUGUCCCCUCCUGCGAGGGGUGGCGGUGAAUUACUACAAUCGGGCCCUCGAGAGCCCCUCUUUGGCGUUCAUCUUGAGCCCAGCGACAGAUAGGGCGAAUUGUCCUUAUGCGUACGGCCAAGCCCAUUGCGGGUGCCGCAGGCGGGAAGAGUGGCAACAACAGCUAGACGAGAGGUCUAGGAACGCUCCGAAGUUCAGUAGUAUUGUGAUUUCUGACUAA
Cyclocybe aegerita is the source of this 1947-nucleotide messenger RNA. The record is from the annotation of a GenBank genome assembly. NCBI's taxonomy places the organism in Eukaryota, Fungi, Basidiomycota, Agaricomycetes, Agaricales, Hemipholiotaceae.